GGUUUUUAUAGCUGGUCUUGGGGGAGAAUGUAACUGAGUGACAAGAGGACAGGAGGGGGUCAGAUAAAAACUUCUGCUUCUGAGGCUGCUGUUGAGGCCUUUAUUUUGGGGUAUUGUACAGUGUCAAACCAUACACAAACCAUACACAGCAGCCAGCUCGGGUGCUGUUAGGAAAUGGGCUUAUUGCUGGGUCUGUGGGAUAUGUGUGUGUUGUGUGUGUGGCUGCUUCUGCAUCCUCCUCCCCCCGGCAGCCUCCCCGCCUCCCCUCCAGCCACCCUGGGAUUGGUGACUCUCAGCCCCUCCCCUCAGCUCCCCUAGACCCACCCAGAGCCUUUAUCAGGGAGCUGGGACUGAGUGACUGCAGCCUUCCUAGAUUCCCUCCACUCGGUUUCUCUCUUUGCAGCAGCACCGGCAGCACCAGUGUGUGAGGGUAGCAGGCAGUGCUCCCAGCCAGUUCCCUGAUCCUGCCGGACCACCCAGCCCCUGGCACAGAGCUGCUCCACAGGCACCAUGAGGAUCAUGCUGCUAUUCACAGCCAUCCUGACCUUCAGCCUAGCUCAGAGCUUUGGGGCUGUCUGUAAGGAGCCACAGGAGGAGAUGGUUCCUGGUGGGGGCCACAGCAAGAGGGAUCUGGAUCUCUACCAGCUACUCCAGAGACUCUUCAAAAGCCACUCAUCUCUGGAGGGAUUGCUCAAAGCCAUGAGCCAGGCUAGCACAGAUCCUAAGGAAUCAACAUCUCCCGAAAAACGUGACAUGCAUGACUUCUUUGUGGGACUGAUGGGCAAGAGGAGCGUCCAGCCAGACUCUCCUACUGAUGUGAAUCAAGAGAACGUCCCCAGCUUUGGCACCCUCAAGUAUCCCCCGAGAGCAGAAUGAACACUCCACUUCCGGACUCCUGGACUGCAUUAGGAAGACCUGUUUCCCUGUCCCAAUCCCCAGGUGCACACACUCCUGUUACCCUUUCUCUUCCCUGUUCUUGUAACAUUCUUGUGCUUUGACUCCUUCUCCGUCUUUUCUACCUGACCCUGGUGUGGAAACUGCAUAGCGAAUAUCCCCGAUCCCAAUGGGCAUUGACUAUAGAAUCCCCUACAGUUCCUGUAGUGUCCUACAUUAAAAAUAUAAUGUCUCUCUCUACUCCUCAACAAUAAAGGAUUUUUUCAUAUG
Messenger RNA from Chlorocebus sabaeus (green monkey), 1164 nucleotides. RefSeq names its product tachykinin precursor 3 (gene TAC3). NCBI's taxonomy places the organism in Eukaryota, Metazoa, Chordata, Mammalia, Primates, Cercopithecidae. The record is from RefSeq and is a predicted model, not a curated record. Gene Ontology annotation, biological process: tachykinin receptor signaling pathway; positive regulation of blood pressure.